AUGUAUCUUUUUUUUCCACCUAGUACUGUCAUUACCAUAAAAAAAUCUGUUCUUGUAAAUUUUAUAAGAAAAGAUAAUAACUAUGGAGAAACAAUAUUUUAUAUACAUAGAAUUUUUGAAUAUGAAAUUGACAACCAACAAAAAAUUGGCAGAUUUUCAAUUUCCCAAAUAAAAACGUUCGACAAAAAUAAUACGCUUAAAUAUGAGAGCUCACAACAACAAAUAACGACAAUAUUAGAUGUUUCAUAG
Molecule: messenger RNA, 249 nt
Organism: Strongyloides ratti
Lineage: Eukaryota; Metazoa; Nematoda; Chromadorea; Rhabditida; Strongyloididae
Exons: 4
Coding region: 1-249 (82 amino acids)
Source: RefSeq, a predicted model, not a curated record